UGGCCUAUCAAACUGUUCCAGUUAAGAAAAAAUCCCAUUUGAAUAAUAUUAUUUUAUUUGCUUAAGCGGCAUAUGAUGCAUUCGAAAAUGGUGAAUUUGGGCUGAAAAGUACAGACAUAUCUGAUCAUGUCGCUUAGAACUCAAAGCACGAUGCACUUUACUCUGCUGAGUAAGAAUGUCCUGUCGCCAGAGGAACAAGAGUUGUAUGAACUGGCAGACCUAGCCGGCGUCGUUAUAGAUCCCGCGGUCUUCAAAAUUGUCCUUGACCUUCUGAAGAUGAAUGUAGCACCAACGGCAGUGCUCCAGAUGCUGAAGUCUAUGUGUGGUCAAAGACGAAAGAAAGCUCAGACUGUCGGAGGAGACCAUUCAGCCCCAGAUCCAUCUUCUCAUCUCCCCACACGAGCCCGAGAUGAGGGUAAAAGCCUCCACUCUACACAUCGUGUCCGGUCAGGGAGUCCAGAUCAAUCCUCACAACUUCCUGCAAGGUCUCGCGACGAUGGCAAAUCUCAACAUUCUGCACAUCGUGUCCGAUCAGGUAGUCAUGGGCGGACAAUGGCAUCCCGAUCAGAUCCCAGGAAAUAAUUUUCAUAAUUUACGGUCAAUGCUUUUGUAUAAUAUUAAAUAUUCUGAAGUGCUCAGUCUUUCAGGAUGAUACAGGAUGUUUGAGAAAGGGACUUGUGGUGGAUAUUUUUGACUAUUUGCGAUCUUCAUCAUCUUGUUAUUAAUGUUUUUGUAUGAUAUUCUUAAGUGCGAAAACUGAAUUUGUAUCUUCACUAGCCAACGCUUCAUUUCUUGAAUUUGGUGUAUCCAAAUGACCUCUUGGCUAGCUUGAUGCCGAGUUUGUGGUAAACAUCAAAUUUUGAUUGUGAUAAUUUAUUUUUCCGCUUUGUGUGGAUAAAAUGAAAAAAGCUAAAAAUUGUGUGAAAGAGUAUGUUAUGACUAUUUGUCUGAAAUAUUGUAGAAAGUAAUGUUUGAAUGAGAGGUUAGUAGACAGGAAUAAGUCAAAGCAAGACAUUUUAUAUCAAAGUUCAGUCAUUGACAAUGCUGAUCUCAAUGUUAUGUUGAAUUCAUUGAAAAAUAGGUCAUGGUCUUAGUGCUGUGCAUGUUAAUAAUUCAGACAGAAACAUAACUAAUGUCUUGGAAAUUAAAAAUUCAUCUUAAAAUAUGUUCAAUUUUGAGAAACUAGAAAUAUGCAUAUUUUUCCUUUUGCUUAAAUUAUAAACAGGACGAAAGUAUGGAAAAACUGGUUUUGUGGUGGAAAUAUGAUAUGAAAAAAAUAAAAUUUGUUGAAAGUC
Pecten maximus is the source of this 1295-nucleotide messenger RNA. RefSeq names its product mitotic-spindle organizing protein 2-like. The transcript has 3 exons. The coding region runs from base 127 to 582 and encodes 151 amino acids. Gene Ontology annotation, cellular component: spindle; centrosome. Lineage: Eukaryota; Metazoa; Mollusca; Bivalvia; Pectinida; Pectinidae. The record is from RefSeq and is a predicted model, not a curated record.